CUGGGCGCGAUGUGGGGCCGCGUCCGUGGCUGGGCCGGCGUGGCCGUGCGCUCCUGGGAGGCGGCGGGGAGGCCGCAGAGCUCCUCAAUAAUUUUGAACGAGCUGAUACUGUGAUAGCCUCUCGUAUAAAGCAGCCUGGUUUCUUCUGUGUUUUGCUCUCUAAGCCUCAGCUUCCAAGCAGAAGGCAAACCUGAUGCAAAAUACAGAAACUCUUCAGCACAAGCAGCGUGCUUUCUACUGAGAAUGAUAAACUUGCUGCUUCUAACGACAGCACCACUGAAGUGGCAUCGAAGAGUCAGGAGGGUGCAGCAGAAACACCAAAGCAGAAGUUGCUAGACAUUAUUGGUAAUAUGAAAGUAGAAGUGAGCUACAGGAAUAAACUCCAACAGUUAAAAGCACGUGAAGUCAAAAAGCAAGACACAAACAAGCUGGAAGGCCCGGACAGUGAACAUGCUGUGCUUCAGCAAACUACAGAAGACAUCCAGCGAGGCAAGCCUUUAAAUCCCAAACUGGUGGAGGCUGCUUCUGCAGUUGCGUCUUCCCUACCGUUCAACAAGAAGCAGACAGAAUCAGAACUACUUGCACAACUAAGAAGACACGAAGAAACCACAGAUAUACAGAAAAAGGAGGGAAUUGUUAACAUACGGAAUGUUAUUUCAGAAAUGGCAGUUAAGAGGCAGUCCCCAGCUCAGAGAGAUGUGAGAAUAUCCGCACGUGUUUCCUUGGAGAUGGAUGAGGAUGGUCAAAGAAUCAAGCCUGGAAAAUUGUCAUCUCAGUCUUUUGACUCCAGAAGAAGUCUCAAAGUAGGAAGGCGGCUUAAUAUAUUCACUAAGGCUUCUAAAGAAACAGAAAACGGACUGGAAACAGUAUCUCCACCAACAAUCUGGGAUCUGGAAUUUGCUAAGGAGAUUGCAGCAGUAACUGCACAGCCUCCCCGCAACGGUUUUGAGGAGAUGAUCCAGUGGACAAAAGAAGGAAUACUGUGGGAGUUCCCAAUUGACAAUGAAGCUGGGAUGGAGGAAGAUGCUGAAUUUCAUGAACAUAUCUUUCUGGAGAAACACCUCGAAGAUUUUCCUAAGCAAGGACCUAUUCGACACUUCAUGGAACUAGUCAUCUGUGGGCUUUCAAAAAACCCGUACCUCAGUGUUAAACAGAAGAUUGAACAUAUUGAGUGGUUUCAGAAGUAUUUUGAGGAAAAGAAGGAAUUUCUUCAAGAGAUUUGAGACUUGGGAAAGUGCUUAGCCUUGAAAUGAAGAAUCAUUACGUUAAAAUUGAUGAUUUCUUGUAAUGGAAAUAAAUACUGUUAGUGCAUAGCAAUCAUGUGACCCGAAAGUUGUAAUUUAAAUAAUAAACUGAAAGGUCACGCUUU
Messenger RNA from Tyto alba (common barn owl), 1369 nucleotides. RefSeq names its product 28S ribosomal protein S31, mitochondrial-like. The transcript is spliced from 8 exons. Lineage: Eukaryota; Metazoa; Chordata; Aves; Strigiformes; Tytonidae. Bases 351 to 1223 code for a protein of 290 amino acids. Gene Ontology annotation, molecular function: structural constituent of ribosome. The record is from RefSeq and is a predicted model, not a curated record. Gene Ontology annotation, cellular component: mitochondrial small ribosomal subunit.